CUCCAAUUUUUGCGCGUUUGUUUUGUUUUGUUGACAGCUCGCGUGUUUGAAUUUUAAAUUCGGUCGUGUUUUUUCGAGGUCGAUUUUCUUCUGUGAAAUUAUUUAAAAAUCCUUCAUUACUGUUGUGUUGUAAAUAGCUUUAACUACGUAGAAAUGCGUAAAAGCCUCGCCCCGAGCCAAUGUUCCCCGGCAAACGGUGCCUUCAAGAGUCCGUUCCUUAACGCUCCAAAGCGGCCCCGGGAAUGUCGCGAACGGAACAGCAAGCUCAAGGACACCGGCGGCGGUGGUCCUUCCCCACCGAAGCUGUCCGCGUCCGAGUACGAAAUGAUGAUCACGAAGAUCCUGACGCGCCCGUUCAAGAUCCCCAUCGAGAACUACAUCCCGGAACACACGACCCGGUGCCUGGGGAUGAAGCGGCCACCGGCACGGCGCUCCCUGCACGAUCCGUACGCGUGCAACGCGCUGGUGCUGUUCACGCCGCAGGAACUGUCCGAGCACGACAAGCUCAAGGCGGACCAGGGCAAGGCCCAGGUUCACGUCGUGGUCGAUCCGCUGCUGGGGAACAUUCUGCGGCCACAUCAGCGCGAGGGCGUGCGGUUCAUGUACGAGUGCGUCACCGGCAAGCGGGGCGACUUCCAGGGCUGCAUCAUGGCCGAUGAAAUGGGACUUGGAAAGACGCUGCAAUGCAUCACGCUGCUGUGGACGUUGCUGCGGCAGAGCCCGGACUGCAAGCCGGAAAUCAACAAGGCGGUGAUCGUUUGUCCGAGUUCGCUGGUUAAGAAUUGGUACAAAGAGUUUGGGAAGUGGCUCGGAUGUCGCGUAAAUUGUCUCUCGAUCGAUGGAGGUUCGAAGGAGCAAACGACGAAGCAGCUGGAGCAGUUUAUGGCCAAUCAGAGUGCGCGCCAGGGAACGCCGGUGCUGAUCAUCAGCUACGAGACGUUCCGGCUGUACGCGGGCAUUCUGAACAACUCGGAGGUGGGAGCGGUGUUGUGCGACGAGGGUCAUCGGCUGAAGAACUGCGAGAAUCUCACCUAUCAGGCGUUGAUGGGACUGAAGACGAAGCGGCGGGUGCUGCUGUCGGGGACGCCGAUUCAGAACGAUUUGACCGAGUACUACAGCCUGCUGCACUUUGUCAACCCCGGGAUGUUGGGCUCAUCGAAUGAAUUCCGCCGCCAGUUCGAGAAUCCCAUCCUCCGCGGCCAGGACGCCAACUCGACGGAAUCGGAGCGAGAAAAGGCCACCGAACGACUUCAGGAGCUGUCCGCGCUCGUAAAUCGCUGUAUGAUCCGACGAACGAGCUCGCUACUCACCAAAUACCUGCCGAUCAAGUUCGAGAUGGUCGUCUGCGUGAAAAUGACCGACGUCCAGACGGAACUGUACAAGAGCUUCCUCCAGUCGGACUCGAUCCGACGCUCGGUGCUGGAAAAGUCCGAGGUGAAGGCCAGUUUGACGGCACUGUCGAACAUUACGGCGCUGAAGAAGCUGUGCAACCAUCCGGAUUUGGUGUACGAAAAGAUUAAGGAGCGCGCGGAAGGGUUCGAGGAGGCAUACAAGAUCCUGCCGGCGAAUUACAGCGCGAAGGAGGUGCGGCCGGAAUUUGGCGGGAAGUUGAUGGUGCUGGAUUGUAUGCUGGCGAGCAUCAAGAUGAACACGAACGACAAGAUUGUGCUGGUGUCGAACUACACGCAGACGUUGGAUCUGUUUGAGAAGUUGUGCCGGAAGCGGGGUUACGGGUACGUCCGGUUGGACGGAACGAUGACGAUCAAGAAGCGCGGGAAGGUCGUGGACGAGUUCAACAAGCCGGACUCGAAGGAGUUUAUCUUUAUGCUGAGCUCGAAGGCCGGAGGUUGCGGGUUGAAUCUGAUCGGGGCGAACCGGUUGGUGAUGUUCGAUCCGGACUGGAAUCCGGCCAACGACGAGCAAGCGAUGGCGCGGGUUUGGCGCGAUGGCCAGAAGAAGCCGUGCUUCAUCUAUCGGCUGCUGGCGACCGGCUCGAUCGAGGAGAAGAUCUUCCAGCGGCAAACGCACAAGAAGGCACUCUCGAACACGGUCGUGGACAACGACGAAGACGGCCAGCGGCACUUUACCCAGGACGACCUGAAGGAUCUGUUCCGGCUGGACGAAGCGACCAUCUCGGACACGCACUCGAUCUUCAAGUGCAAACGGUGCGUCAACGCGAUCCAGGUCAAGCUGCCCCCGGAGGACAGUGACUGCACCUCGGAUCUUGCCCACUGGUAUCACUGCGCCAACAACAAGGGCAUCCCGGACGACAUCCUGUCCAAGUCGUGGGACAUUACCAAGUGCGUGUCGUUUGUGUUUCAUCACCGGUCGAACAGCGCCGUCGUCGAGCAGCAAAUUGCCGAGCAGAAGCGGCUGGAUGCGGCGAAGGGUGGGAAGAAGAAGGAGGAGGAGGACGAGGAGGAAGACGUCGUAGAAGCGAGCGAUGAGGACAAGGAGAACGACGACGAUGAUGGGUCCGAGCCGGAUGACGGAAAAGACGAGGAUUUCGUACUGUAAGAGAGAGAGAGGGAGAGUUGUUAUUUGUUGGCGUUUGGCGAAAUAAACAUUUAUUAAACAAUAAUUAAAUGUCAGUCUCUUCAGUGCUGACUCCGAUACAUUCCAGCAGCAAGAGACGAAAUCUACCGAAGCGUCCGUAAUAUCACACCCACUAAGGGUCAAAUAUUUCAGGUUUGGAUUCUGGCUUAUAACGGACACAAUUUCGUCGGUGAUGCAACCCAUUCGCUCGAAAACAAUAAUUGUCUGCAGCUGGUGACAUUGAAGGAUGAACUGGACGAGUCAAUGGCUCGGGAAUUCUUCGUACUCAUGAAAUUCUUUUAAAUUCAAAUUUUACUGCCGUUCAGGAAUGCUCACGUACUUGGUUCGUAGUUUACUCGUUCUAGUGAUUUCGAAUUUUUCAAUGAAUUUUUUUUUAGUUUUAAAUUAGGAUUAGUUGUUAAAAUGUUUUUUUUUCUUUUUUACUCAAAUGUAUUCGAUUCAAUGCAAUAUUUAAUGUAAAACAAUUUGAAGUAAAUAAAAUAAAUGUGAUCAGUUAAUAAUAAAACGAAAAAUACAACAAAGAUGAAGAGCAUUAGGCCAUACCACUUAGCAUGUAAUAGAAAUGUAAUUAUUUUAAGAAAGUUAUAUUAUAAAGACAUAUUUAAUAAAAACAAAAUGUUGACGUCCAACGAGGGGACGUCCAACCAGG
Molecule: messenger RNA, 3205 nt
Organism: Culex pipiens pallens (northern house mosquito)
Lineage: Eukaryota; Metazoa; Arthropoda; Insecta; Diptera; Culicidae
Product: DNA repair and recombination protein RAD54-like
Exons: 4
Coding region: 154-2517 (787 amino acids)
Biological process (GO): reciprocal meiotic recombination; double-strand break repair via synthesis-dependent strand annealing
Cellular component (GO): nucleus
Molecular function (GO): ATP binding; ATP-dependent chromatin remodeler activity; DNA translocase activity
Source: RefSeq, a predicted model, not a curated record